AAGCAGCAGCUACAGAUACUGAAGGAACGUUUCCAGGCCUUUUUGAACGGGGAGACACAAAUUGUAGCAGAUGAAGCGUUUUGCAAUGCAGUGCGAAGUUACUAUGAGGUAUUUCUCAAGAGUGACCGGGUUGCAAGAAUGGUCCACAGUGGAGGAUGUUCUGCAAAUGACUUUAGAGAUGUUUUUAAGAAAAACAUAGAAAAGAGGGUCCGAAGUUUGCCAGAAAUCGAUGGAUUAAGCAAAGAAACAGUGUUAAGUUCAUGGCUAGCCAAAUACGAUGCCAUUUACAGGGGAGAAGAGGACUUUUGCAAACAGCCGAAUAGAAUGGCCUUAAGUGCUGUAUCGGAGCUGAUUCUGAGCAAGGAACAGCUUUAUGAAAUGUUUCAGCAGAUUCUAGGGAUCAAAAAAUUGGAACACCAGUUGAUUUAUAAUGCCUGCCAAUUGGAUAAUGGAGAUGAGCAAGCAGCCCAGAUCAGACGUGAACUAGAUGGACGACUACAACUGGCAGAACAAAUGGCAAGGGAAAGAAAAUUCCCCAAAUUUGUAACAAGAGAAAUGGAAAAUAUGUACAUAGAAGAAUUGCGGUCUUCGGUGAAUUUGCUGAUGGCAAAUUUGGAAAGUCUUCCAGUGUCUAAAGGUGGGCCAGAAUUUAAACUGCAGAAGUUAAAGCGAUCACAGAACUCUGCAUUCUUGGACAUAGGAGAUGAAAAUGAGGUUCAGCUGUCGAAGUCUGAUGUGGUCCUCUCCUUCACAUUAGAGAUUGUCAUAAUGGAGGUACAAGGUUUAAAGUCGGUCGCUCCCAAUCGAAUUGUCUACUGCACCAUGGAAGUGGAAGGGGGCGAGAAGCUUCAGACGGACCAAGCAGAAGCUUCCAGGCCACAAUGGGGAACUCAAGGGGAUUUCACCACUACUCACCCUCGGCCUGUUGUCAAAGUAAAACUGUUUACAGAAAGCACUGGGGUGCUGGCACUUGAAGAUAAAGAACUGGGAAGAGUAGUGUUGUAUCCAACAUCCAAUAGCCCAAAGUCACCUGAUCUGCAUAAAAUGAUAGUCCCCAAAAACAGCCAAGACAGUGACUUGAAAAUUAAACUGGCGGUGAGAAUGGAUAAACCACCUCACAUGAAGCACUGUGGAUAUUUGUACGCUCUAGGACAGAAGGUUUGGAAGCGGUGGAAAAAACGCUACUUUGUUCUUGUUCAGGUUAGCCAAUACACAUUUGCAAUGUGCAGUUACAGAGAAAAGAAAUCUGAGCCUCAGGAACUGAUGCAACUUGAAGGAUACACUGUGGAUUAUACAGCUCCUCACACAGGUCUUCAGGGUGGUCGAAUGUUUUUCAAUGCUGUUAAAGAAGGCGAUACUGUGAUAUUCGCCAGUGACGACGAGCAGGAUAGAAUACUCUGGGUUCAAGCCAUGUACAGAGCCACAGGUCAAUCGUAUAAGCCUAUUCCUGCAAGUCAAGCUCAGAAGAUGAAUCCUAAAGGAGGAAAUGUCAACACAGGUAUAUCCCCACUUUCUGGCAAAGAUACAGAUCGUGGUCAGAAACAUGGCAUGGAUGAGUUUAUUUCUGCUAAUCCCUGCAAAUUUGACCAUGCUUCCCUCUUUAGACUGCUUCAGAGGCAGACCUUGGAUCACAGAUUGAAUGACUCCUAUUCUUGUUUGGGUUGGUUUAGCCCAGGUCAAGUCUUCGUAUUAGAUGAAUACUGUGCUCGCUACGGAGUGAGAGGCUGUCACCGCCAUCUUUGCUAUCUCAAUGAAUUGAUUGAACAUUCAGAAAAUGGUUCUGUCAUUGAUCCAACCUUGCUCCACUACAGUUUUGCAUUUUGUGCUUCUCAUGUUCACGGUAACAGGCCAGAUGGAAUUGGAACAGUAUCUGUUGAAGAAAAAGAAAGGUUUGAGGAAAUUAAGGACAGACUUUCCUCCCUUUUAGAAAACCAAAUAAGCCAUUUCAGAUACUGUUUCCCUUUCGGACGUCCUGAAGGAGCUUUAAAAGCCACACUUUCAUUACUUGAAAGGGUUUUAAUGAAAGAUAUUGCCACUCCCAUACCAGCAGAAGAGGUGAAGAAAGUGGUUAGAAAAUGUCUGGAGAAGGCUGCCUUGAUCAAUUACACUCGACUUACAGAAUAUGCCAAAAUAGAAGCAACAGCAGAAAAGGACUCAGAGACCAUGAACCAAGCAACACCUGCUAGAAAACUGGAAGAGGUUCUUCACCUUGCAGAACUCUGUAUCGAAGUAUUGCAGCAAAAUGAAGAACAUCAUUCCGAGGGAAGAGAGGCAUUCGCUUGGUGGCCAGAAUUAUUGGCUGAGCAUGCAGAGAAGUUUUUGUCUCUUUAUUCUGUUGAUAUGGAUUCAGCACUUGAGGCACAGCCGCAGGACUCCUGGGACAGCUUCCCACUUUUCCAGCUGCUGAAUAACGCCCUCAGAAAUGACACGUUUUUGUGCAAUGGAAAGUUUCACAAGCAUUUGCAAGAAAUUUUUGUUCCCAUGGUCAUCCGCUACAUCGAUCUCAUGGAGUCAUCAAUUGCCCAGUCCAUUCACAGAGGUCUUGAACAAGAGUCAUGGCAACCUGUCAAGAGCAUCACCAACAGUCUUCCUAAUGUAGCUCUUCCAAAAGUUCCAAGUUUGACUCUUAAUCUUCCACAAAUACCUAGCUUUACUACACCAACCUGGAUGACUUCUUUGUAUGACUCCACCAAUGGCUCAGCUACAUCAGAAGAUCUUUUCUGGAAACUGGAUGCUCUGCAGAUGUUUGUUUUUGAUCUUCACUGGCCAGAACCAGAAUUUGCACACCAUUUAGAGCAGAGACUUAAACUCAUGGCCACUGACAUGAUAGAAGCCUGCGUUAAAAGGACAAGAAUUGCAUUUGAACUCAAGCUGCAAAAGACAAACAAAUCAACAGACUUGCGUAUCCCUUCUUCUCUGUGUACAAUGUUUAAUGUCUUAGUUGAUGCCAAAAAACAGACAGCUAAACUCUGCAUACUGGAUGGGGGACAAGAGUUUGAUAGUCAAUGGCAACAAUACCAUUCAAAAAUAGAUGACUUGAUUGAAGAAACUGUUAAAGAAAUUAUUUCACUUCUUGUUUCAAAGGUUGUUUCAGUGUUAGAAGGUGUGCUGUCUAAACUGUCAAGAUACGACGAAGGCACUUUCUUCUCAUCAUUAGUUUCAUUCACUGUGAAAGCAGCUGCAAAAUAUGUUGACGUUCCCAAACCAGGGAUGGAUCUGGCAGAUACCUACAUUAUGUUUGUUCGACAAAACCAGGAUAUACUUCGAGAAAAGGUCAAUGAGGAAAUGUACAUAGAGAAGUUAUUUGAUCAAUGGUAUAGCAGCUCCAUGAAAGUCAUAUGCAUGUGGUUGGCUGAUAGAUUAGACCUUCAGCUUCACAUCUACCAGCUGAAGACUCUCAUCAAGAUAGUGAAGAAAACCUACCGCGACUUCAGGUUGCAAGGCGUGCUGGAGGGAACGCUGAACAGUAAAACCUACGACACCGUUCACAGCCGCUUGACCGUAGAGGAAGCCACAGUCUCAGUCACGGAUGCGGGAGGACUUCAGGGCAUUACUAUGAAAGACAGUGACGAGGAGGAAGGAUGA
This is a messenger RNA of Egretta garzetta (little egret), 3585 nucleotides long. RefSeq names its product calcium dependent secretion activator 2 (gene CADPS2). Gene Ontology annotation, biological process: dense core granule exocytosis; synaptic vesicle exocytosis; positive regulation of exocytosis. The transcript has 31 exons. NCBI's taxonomy places the organism in Eukaryota, Metazoa, Chordata, Aves, Pelecaniformes, Ardeidae. Gene Ontology annotation, cellular component: glutamatergic synapse. The record is from RefSeq and is a predicted model, not a curated record. The coding region runs from base 139 to 3585 and encodes 1148 amino acids.